CAUUGAUAUCCGAGCCAAUAAGGCGUCAGCAGACGGCGGCAUGAGGAAGACGCGGUGCUAAAACAUGACAGCACAGCUCUCACACACAGUCACAACACAACACACACACAGAAAGACACAAUGGCAAGCGCAGAUAACAAGGAUAUCUCCUAUGAAGAUCUGAAAGUCCUCCUGGAGAAGGGCCAGAGCCUCCUUCUGGUUGAUGUCCGUUCUCAAGAGGAGGUGGAUAAAGGACGGAUCCCAGGAUCCAUCCACAUUCCAGUUGAUGCAGUCGGGAACGCCUUGGCACUGGAUCCUGCAGAAUUCAAGGCCACUUACGGGGUGACCAAGCCACCGCUGGAUGCCCCAGAGCUGGUGUUUCACUGCCAGAUGGGCAGACGAGGAGGUUUGGCCACAGACACGGCACGAGAAUUAGGAUAUAAGAGUGCGCGCAAUUAUGCUGGAGGAUACAAGGAGUGGUCUGAGAAAGAGGGAAAGUGAUUUGUCCAGAGCAAAAGCCUUAUACAUCUGCACACAUAACAACUUUGAGAGCUAAAUGGGCAAAAUGAAAAAAUAUAUUGCUGUUUACUUUUCUUUCUCUGACACCUUUCUAUGAUCCACUGGAUUUAAAAUGUUGAUCAAUAAAAAAAAAAAUGCUCACAUUCA
Messenger RNA from Myripristis murdjan (pinecone soldierfish), 645 nucleotides. It is a transcript of the gene tstd1, whose product is annotated as thiosulfate sulfurtransferase like domain containing 1. The transcript has 4 exons. Gene Ontology annotation, cellular component: cytoplasm. Bases 121 to 480 code for a protein of 119 amino acids. The record is from RefSeq and is a predicted model, not a curated record. NCBI's taxonomy places the organism in Eukaryota, Metazoa, Chordata, Actinopteri, Holocentriformes, Holocentridae. Gene Ontology annotation, molecular function: thiosulfate-thiol sulfurtransferase activity.